This is a messenger RNA of Paramisgurnus dabryanus, 2336 nucleotides long. Lineage: Eukaryota; Metazoa; Chordata; Actinopteri; Cypriniformes; Cobitidae. The record is from RefSeq and is a predicted model, not a curated record.
CGCGCGUGUGAUGUGUUUGUGAAUCCUCAGUGUUUUCUCUCUUGCGUGUUUCAUUGAGUGUAAACAGAGUCUUGUCUCUGUGUAUUUUAUUGUUGAGAUGAUGAGAUGUGCUUUGCUGUUAAUGAGUAGGAACUGAUCUGUCUAUGCUGGAUAUAUUGAUGAUUUCAUCACAGAAAUCUCUCAGCUGAAGAAAGAGGUGGCGUUACUGGAGACAAAGCUGAGGUCAAGAGGAGAUUUAGCAAUGAAUCGAGAGGAUGUGGAUUGUUGUGAAUCUUCAGUGUAUGUGACUGAUGAUGGGAGUCUGGAUUCAGUGUGGAUGAGCAGAGAUCAGAGCCGCACACCACAGCCACUGCUGGACUCUAAACUCUCUGAAGAGAAAUCCAGACACACAGAGGACUCCGAGCUCAGUCUGACUUUACUCUGUUAUACUGAGUCAAAGCCCACAGACACUCAGGACACUACAGUGUGUGACAGUAAACAGAGCUUACAGGAGGAUCAAACCUCCACAGAGUCUCUGGAUUCUGUCUGUAACGCUGGAGAACAGCAGCAGAUCCUGCAGACCACACUGAAGAUGUGUUCAGUUAAACUCAUCGACUGCACGAACCUCAUGAUGAAGAUUAAAACUGAACCCACAGAAAUCAAACCUGAACCCACAGAAAUCAAACCUGAACCCACAGAAAUCAAACCUGAACCCACAGAAAUCAAAACUGAACCCACAGAAAUCAAAACCGAACCCACAGAAAUCAAAACCGAACCCACAGAAAUCAAAACCGAACCCACAGAAACCAAACCUGAACCCACAGAAAUCAAAACUGAACCCACAGAAGAGGAAGGUCGAAAUGAGGAACAUGAUGAUUUUAAUCCAUCAGAUGUGAAGAGUGAUUCAUGUUUGGAUAUAGAAGUAACGUCCUCAACAUCAUUCAGCUCACAGAGACAUUUAGAGAGACAUGAGAGAAAACACACAGAACAGAAACUCUUCACCAGAUCUGAGAUCAGCUUUACUACCUUACAAGAGAAGAAACUUCAUUCAGAAGACCACAGAGAGAAGAAGAAGAAGUUGUUUCACUGUGAGCAGUGUGGGAGGAUUUGUGUAUCAUUCUCUAAACUAAAUAUUCACAUGAGGACACACAGUGGUGAAAAGCCUUUCAACUGCACUGAAUGUGGAAAAUACUUCAAAACCAAACACAAUCUUAAAGUUCAUCAGAGAAUUCAUACAGGAGAAAAACCUUACAAAUGCACUGAGUGUGAAAAGAGCUUCUCUAAUUCAUCUAAUUUAAGAGUUCAUCAUCAGAGAGUUCAUACUGGAGAAAAAACGUACGAGUGUCCUCACUGUGAGAAGAGAUUUAGCUGUAAACGUGGUCUGAAGACUCAUGUGCGUUCACACACCAAUAAGAGACCGCAUCAGUGCAGUGAAUGUGGAAAAACCUUUAGGGAUUCACGUUUAUUAAAAAAACACCAGAAUAUUCACUUUAAAGAGAAACUCUAUCAGUGUCCAUACUGUGAUAAACGUUUCUGCCACAACUAUAAGCUGAUAAUCCAUGAGAGAGUUCACACUGGAGAAAAACCUUACAAAUGCUCUCAAUGUGACAAGACUUUUCACCGUUCACGUAACUUAAAAUUCCAUCAAACAGUUCACACUGGAGAAAAACCUUACAAAUGCUCUCAAUGUGACAAGACUUUUCACCGUUCACGUAACUUAAAAUUCCAUGAGAGAGUUCACACUGGAGAGAAACCUCAUCACUGUAGUGUCUGUGGGAAGAGUUUUAGUCGCCAAUCAAACUUACUAAGUCACCAAAAAGUUCAUACAGGUGAAAGACCUUACAAAUGCUCUCAGUGUGACAAGACGUUUACUUUUUCAUCUAACUUAAAAGGCCAUCAGAGAGUUCAUACUGGAGAGAAACCUUACGUCUGCGCUCAAUGUGGAAAGCGCUUCUCUAGUUCAUCUCAAUUCAUAGAGCAUCAGAGAGUUCAUACUGAAAAGAAACAUCAUCACUGUAGUCUCUGUGGAAAGAGCUUCUCUAGAUUAUCUCAAUUCAGAGUUCAUCAAAGAGUUCAUACUGGAGAGAAACCUUAUCACUGUAGUGUCUGUGGGAAGAGUUUUAGUGUAAAGGAUACCUUACUAAGGCACCAGAGAGUUCAUACAGGUGAAAAACCUUACAAAUGCUCACAGUGUGACAAGAGUUUUGCUUAUUCAGGUCACUUCAGAGUCCAUCAGAAAGUUCACACUGGACAGAACCUUUAACUCUUUCCACACUAGCGUUUUAAAAAAGUUGCCUGCCAGCAGCAGCAUUUUUCAUGAUUUCUUCCAGAAAACUUACAAAAUAUCAAAUGAAAAA